CAUUAGAACCUGACGAAGAAAUGCAAUGGCAUGUUACUCAUAUUAAUAAAUGCAUAAAAAGUCUUAAGCAACUUAAUGAUUUUUAUGAAAGUUUAAGGAAAGUUAUCAAACAAGAAGGCAAGCGAUUUAAAAAAGAAAAAAAACAAGUUAUUGAAAAAAUUAAAACCAAAGCCCGAGAAAUUAAUUACAAAGAUAAAAUUGCAGAAAAAGAAAAGUUAAAAAAACAGGAGGAAGAAAAAAAUAAACAAAAACAACAAAAAACACAAGCAGAAGAAGCAAAAAGGAAAAACCAAGAAGAGGAAAUUAAACAAAAAGAACAAGAAUUUAAAAAACAAUUUGAAGAAGAACAAAAACAAGAACCUAACCGACCAACAACUUCCGAAAACAAAAAUAACAAACCACAAUUGAGUAAUAAUCAACCUCAAGAGAAAUUAAACACUAAAGAAUUAUCAUUAUCUCUUGAGAUAAUAAAUAAAUUCCCUCCUAACUUCAAUACUAAAGAAAAAAUAGAAGCCUUAAUUAAUCCAAUCAAAGAUAAUAUUGAGUUUUUGCACGAACUACAAACUAAACAUGAAGUUGAAGACUUAAGUGCUUUGCUUGCUACUAAAUCUGCUGAAAAAAUAAUUAAGAUUAUCAAACGUUUUGAAUAUGAUAAAGAUAAAGAUAAAAAAAUCAGAGAACAUUAUGGUUUAAAAGAAGCAGACAAAUUAACUGACAAACAGAUUGAUGAAUAUCUUUAUGAGCAAGCAGUUAAAGGGAAUGAAAAUAAUUCAAAUCAUUCUCAAUCAUAUUUUCCACAAAGUAAUAGUUCUUUUUGA
This is a messenger RNA of Ambispora leptoticha, 818 nucleotides long. NCBI's taxonomy places the organism in Eukaryota, Fungi, Glomeromycota, Glomeromycetes, Archaeosporales, Ambisporaceae. The record is from the annotation of a GenBank genome assembly.